GACUGUAGCUGCCGUGAGCGAUGGCGUCAAGGCCAGUGGGACAAAUACCGGCAACCACAAGGACGACUCCAUGGCCCAAUCAAAGAGCAAAAUGAAAGGCACGAGGAAGCUAGCGGAUAUCUUUUGUAUGUCCAAGUUUAAGGUGUUUCUACUGGCGCUGUUUUUUGCGUAUAUGAGCAAGACCAUGUCUGGGGCUUAUGUGAACAGCAUGCUCACGCAGAUCGAACGGCGGUUCAACAUCCCCACCUCACUGGUUGGCGUUAUCAGUGGAAGCUUUGAGAUGGGCAACUUACUGUUGAUUGCCUUUGUGAGUUACCUAGGAGCAAAAUGUCAUAGACCACGCCUGAUUGGAGUGGGUUGUGCAGUUAUGGCCUUGGGGUGUUUUUUGAUGGGGCUGCCUCAUUUUCUGAUGGGAAGGUACCAAUAUGAGGCUGCUGCUUCUUUAUCAGAAAAUUUUUCCUCAACCAUGACUGUUUGCCUUGCCAAUCAUACCAUGCCUACUGAACAACCCUCAGAAGAAUGUGAUAAGCAAUCUGGAUCUUUGAUGUGGGUGUUUGUGUUCGUGGGAAACAUCAUUCGAGGAAUUGGUGAAACUCCCGUCACUCCUUUGGGCAUUUCGUACGUGGAAGAUUUUGCAAAACCCGAAAAUUCUCCUUUCUACAUUGGCUGCCUACAGAUAGCCACUAUCCUGGGCCCACUGUUUGGUUUAAUGUUGGGUUCAUAUUGUGCACAGCUAUAUGUGGAUGUCGGAUCUGUAGACCCAGCUGAAGUGACAUUGAGCCUCCUUGAUGCUCGCUGGGUGGGGGCCUGGUGGCUGGGAAUCCUGCUGUGCACUGGGGUGAACCUUCUGGUCACCGUCCCCUUCUUCUUCUUGCCCAGGACCCUUCCAAAGGAAGGAGAAGAAGAUAACAUUGAAUUAAGAGACAGGACUCUUCUGCAAACGGAAAGCGUUAGUCAGACCAACCAGACAAUAAGAGAAAUUGCAAAAGAUUUCAUCCCAUACCUGAAAAGUCUUUUUUACAACCCGAUAUACAUGCUUUUUAUAUGCAUUACUGUGGUGCAGUUCAAUGCUUUCGUUGGAGAGGUUACUUUUAUGCCAAAAUAUCUGGAGCAGCAAUUUGGGACAUCUGCAUCAAAUGCCAUCUUUCUAAUGGCGGUUUACAAUCUACCAAUUAUAUGCACUGGAUAUCUUUUGGGAGGCUUUGUGAUGAAGAAAUUCAAGAUAAGCACCUACAAAGCUGCUCACAUAGGCUUUUGGAGUUCUGUGAUUGAGUAUCUCAUCUACUUCAUUACCUUUUUCCUGAUCUGCAAAAAUGCAUCUGUUGCUGGGUUAACUGUCUCCUAUGAAGGGAUAGACCACAUCUCCUACUCAGAAACAAGCUUGUUGGCAGACUGCAACCGUCACUGUGAGUGCUCGACCGAUGUGUGGGACCCUGUUUGUGGAGAAAAUGGAAUCACAUACAUUUCAGCAUGCCUUGCUGGAUGUGAAGGGAUAAAUGGAACUGGGAGAAACACAGUAUUUGAAAACUGUGCCUGCAUUCCAGCUCCGGGCUUGCCAUUGGGGAACAGCUCAGCAGUGCUGGGCCAAUGCAACAGAGAAGCGGCGUGUGGCCCCAUGUUACAUUACUUUUUAGUUAUCUCUUUCAUUUGCUGCUUCAUUUAUUCCGCAGGAGCCAUGCCGGGUUACAUGGUCCUAAUAAGAUCUUUAAAGCCUGAGGAGAAAUCGUUUGGGGUGGGUCUCCACGCCAUGGCAGAAAGAGUGCUCGCUGGAAUCCCGUCACCCAUUUAUUUUGGAGCUAUGAUAGAUACCACCUGCUUGAAAUGGGGAACCAAGAGCUGUGGAGGAGAAGGGGCAUGCCGAAUGUAUGACUCAGACGCAUACAGUUGCUACGGGUUUCAUAAUGCGAUCAUCAAGAGAAUAACUUUUGGAAACCUCUCAAUCAGCAGUCACCUCUGGAAUGAAGAAAAAGAGCAGGAAUCCACUUCGAAAACAAAGAAGACUGACCGCCGCUUCAGCAUCGGGACCACCUGGUUUAAAACAUCCACUCUGAACCUUGCCAAUUUCACCAUUGCUAGGCAGCACUGA
Molecule: messenger RNA, 2086 nt
Organism: Sphaerodactylus townsendi
Lineage: Eukaryota; Metazoa; Chordata; Lepidosauria; Squamata; Sphaerodactylidae
Product: solute carrier organic anion transporter family member 1A2-like
Exons: 16
Coding region: 71-2086 (671 amino acids)
Biological process (GO): transmembrane transport; sodium-independent organic anion transport; bile acid and bile salt transport
Cellular component (GO): membrane
Molecular function (GO): bile acid transmembrane transporter activity; protein binding
Source: RefSeq, a predicted model, not a curated record